This is a messenger RNA of Theileria equi strain WA, 847 nucleotides long. Its product is annotated as cytidylyltransferase domain containing protein. NCBI's taxonomy places the organism in Eukaryota, Apicomplexa, Aconoidasida, Piroplasmida, Theileriidae. Gene Ontology annotation, cellular component: cytoplasm. The transcript is spliced from 2 exons. The record is from RefSeq and is a predicted model, not a curated record. Gene Ontology annotation, molecular function: nicotinate-nucleotide adenylyltransferase activity. The coding region runs from base 275 to 847 and encodes 190 amino acids. Gene Ontology annotation, biological process: NAD+ biosynthetic process.
CUGGCUAUAAGCCUCGCCCCUGUGGUUUAUAGCAAACUUGUCCAUUACAGCGCGACUAGUUGGCGCUUCCCGGAUCAGCGUCGUUUUUGCUAGAAAGACAUUCUCAAAGAACGUCUAUAAGGGCGAAGUUGCUCUUCUUGCAGGCACUGGACAACCCUGGAACUCAGUGGCAGUUUUCAGGUCCCUUAAGGUUCAUUUUAUACGCCAAGGAGCAAAGGUCCAGUUGGCGGACGUCGGAACGUGCUGCAAGGUUGAGGAUUCUGGUAAAGUCGAAAUGUUGACUCCGGUGCUGCUCUUUUGCGGGGCGUUUGAUCCGAUAACAAAGGCUCACAUGUUGAUGUUGGAGCUCUCGAUCAAGACUCGCGCGUUUGAAGAAAUCUGGAUAAUGCCCAGUGGAGAUCGCACGGACAAAAAGUACAGGGCUUCGGAUGAGGAUAGAAUCGCAAUGUGCAACAUCGUUGUAGACAUAUACAAGGCCCAGUUUCCAAAGCUACAAGUCAGUCGAUUCGAAAUGGACAAGAAUGAAACGAUUGACACCUACUUUACGAUUAAAGAUCUGCAGGCACAGUACCCAGACAGGGACUUUUACUUUUUUCUGGGCUCCGACAUUCUUCCCUCCAUGUUUGAAUGGCCGUAUGCUGAUGAAUUAAUCAAGAUUGCCAAAUUCCUGAUUGCCUAUCGUCAGGAUUAUCCCAUAAAUGAUGAGGAUUUGAACAAGCUAAAGUCGUACAAGCUCAUGGAUGAGUUGUUGAAACAGCAAGGGAAAGAUACUGCAAUGUCUGAUGUUUCGUCAACCAUGGCAAGAGAGCAGAUUAAACGGGGGGAGGUAAGUUUGCAUACUUUGUGA